AUGACAUCAUCCGUACUCCCGAAGAACAAACGCACCAUCCACACCGCGGCAUGCCUGAUCAUUGGCGAUGAGGUACUUGGAGGCAAGACAAUAGACACCAAUUCCGCCUUCUUCGCGAAAUGGUGUUUCUCGCUAGGCAUCCAACUGAAGCGCGUGGAGGUGAUCGCGGACGACGAGAGCGAGAUCAUCGAAGCGGUACGGCGCAUGAGUGAUCGGUACGACUUUGUGGUGACCAGCGGAGGCAUUGGACCGACCCACGACGACAUUACCUACGCCUCGAUCGCGCGCGCCUUCUCCCUGCCGCUCAAACUACACACGCCGGCCUUCGAGCGGAUGAAGCUCCUCUCGAAACCGCACCCCAUGCAACCGACCUUCGACUGGGACACGCCGUCCGCCAGCCUAACGGCCAAGCUGCGGAUGGUGGAGCUGCCGCACGACGCGGCCCUCCCCGAAGACGAGCAGGCCAUCUUCGUGGCGGACGAUAUGUGGGUGCCAAUCGCGAUCGUGAACGGCAACGUGCACAUCCUGCCGGGGGUGCCGCGGCUGUUCGAGCGGCUGCUGGAGCACCUGAAGCCGACGCUGCUGCCGCGGCUGGUCAACCCGGAGGAAGGCAAGGGCAUCUACCGGUACCUGUUCAGCACCCCCUUGCCCGAGAGCACCGUGGCCGGCUACCUGACCGAGCUGGCCGCCCGCGUCGCCGACCGCGGCGUCAAGGUCGGCAGCUACCCGCGCUGGGGCAACAAGCGCAACACCGUGACGCUGGUCGGCACCGACAAGGCGCUGAUGGACGCGCUGAUCCCCGAGGUCGAGCGCGAGGUCCAAGGGAAGAAGGUCGCCCGCGAGGAUGAGUUGGAUCCGCCCUCCGAUGCUGAGGAGGAGAAGUAA
Aspergillus aculeatus ATCC 16872 is the source of this 885-nucleotide messenger RNA. Its product is annotated as flavin adenine dinucleotide pyrophosphatase. The record is from RefSeq and is a predicted model, not a curated record. Lineage: Eukaryota; Fungi; Ascomycota; Eurotiomycetes; Eurotiales; Aspergillaceae. The transcript has 3 exons. The coding region runs from base 1 to 885 and encodes 294 amino acids.